This is a messenger RNA of Ogataea polymorpha, 1098 nucleotides long. RefSeq lists its product as uncharacterized. Gene Ontology annotation, cellular component: peroxisome; mitochondrion; cytoplasm. Lineage: Eukaryota; Fungi; Ascomycota; Pichiomycetes; Pichiales; Pichiaceae. Gene Ontology annotation, biological process: hydrogen peroxide catabolic process; cellular response to oxidative stress; cell redox homeostasis. The record is from RefSeq and is a predicted model, not a curated record. Gene Ontology annotation, molecular function: thioredoxin peroxidase activity; holo-[acyl-carrier-protein] synthase activity; magnesium ion binding. Bases 1 to 1098 code for a protein of 365 amino acids. The transcript has 3 exons.
AUGCGAACUCUUCCGUUGGCGGAUCAGGCAAAGAUCCUUCGAAAGAGAAAUUCAUCAGACAGGCUCGUGUCAAUGAUCGGGGCUUUGUUGGUGCGCUACGUAUUGCUACAGAAUAACUGGUCGGCCGAAAAUUGGCACUCGCUUGCUUUUCAGACGGGAGACCUUGGCAAGCCGUACGUUGAAAACUCAAAAUUCAAGUUUAAUCAUUCCGACGAAAAGCAUAUAGUGGCUGUGGCGAUCGAUUUUCAAGGUGUGUCAGAAAUUGGGAUUGAUCUUGCGAAUCCCGAGGACGUGGGCGACCCGCGCGAGUUUCUGGUUCAUUUUCGACCGAUUUUCUCGGACUUGGAACUAGAACAGAUCGACGCGACGAUAAGCGCUCUUCCUCCAGGUUCCCAACAACAGUAUCUGUCGCUAUAUUGGGCGCUCAAAGAAAGCUACGCUAAGUUCAAAGGGGUCGGGCUGCACGGCAACCUGCAGAAAUAUGAGUUCCUAAACGUCUCGCCGCCAACACCCGUUCCGCAGCAAAUUUCCGUCGCAGACGAGCGCGCAGUCUACAAAUUGCUCCCCCACGAUACAAUCUGCAGCGUGGUGUCCUCUCGCACUGGGGUCCCGGACUUUGUAAAGGUGGACGGAGCCGAUAUGAUUGAUUACGCUAAUUUGUUUGGAUACGGACUAAGAAGAAUGUCUACGAUCAAAGUUGGUGAUCAAUUGCCUCCAGCAACUUUGUAUGAAAAGGGCCCUGAUGAUAAGGUCGACAUUUUGAAGGAAUUGAAGGGCAAGCAGGCCCUUAUUGUCGGAGUUCCUGGCGCCUUCUCGGGCCCUUGCUCCGAGGUCCACAUUCCUGGUUAUCUCAACAAGCUGCCGGACUUUAUCUCCAAAGGUUACAGAAAUCUCGUGGUGAUCAGUGUCAACGACCCAUUUGUGGUGAGUGCCUGGCGCAACAGUUUCGGUCUGAAGCCUGAAUCGCCAAACGUUUCCUUCUUUGCGGACUCGAAGGCGGAGUUUGUCAAAGCAUUGGGCCUGGAUUUUGACGCCACUGAGAUUUUCGGUAACGUGCGUGGUUGCCGAAUUUGUGGAGCCUCAAAACACCCCGGUUGA